This is a messenger RNA of Chaetomium fimeti, 1628 nucleotides long. RefSeq lists its product as uncharacterized. The transcript is spliced from 2 exons. The record is from RefSeq and is a predicted model, not a curated record. Lineage: Eukaryota; Fungi; Ascomycota; Sordariomycetes; Sordariales; Chaetomiaceae. Bases 141 to 1628 code for a protein of 495 amino acids.
CCUCCUCGCUCACUAUCUUGCUCCUCUCUUUUGUCCUUGGCUGAGUCGCUGGCCUUCGACCGCUCCCCCUUUCCUCUCCCUCCCUACCUCUCACCCUCUCGGUCAGGUCAGGCCGUGGCCCGACCACCAGCACCACCGCCAUGUCGAACAACGACAAUGUGAUGGCCCGCUUCUUGUUCGCCAUUCUACAGCAGAAAUGCUUGAAGGAUGUCGACUGGAACAAGGUAGCCCACAACCCGAUUCUGGCCCAGGAGAUCACCAACGGCCAUGCCGCCCGCAUGCGAUACUCGCGGUUCCGUGCCGCCAUGCUAGGCCUGGAGCCGCAGCGCCGGAACCGCACUAAUACCAACAACAAUAACAACAAUAACAACAACAACAACAACAACAACAACAACAACAACAACAACAACAACAACAACAACAACAACAACAACAACAACAACAACAACAACAACAACAACAGCAGCAGCAGCAGUAGCAGCAGCAAGAACCGCGUGUCCAAGAAGAAGAAAGACGAUAGCCCCAAACCGCCGAACAAGCCGCCUAAAAAGGACGAGGAUGAGGGUGUGAAGAGGAGCGGCAGCGGGAUCGGGAACAUCAAGACUGAAAAGACGACCGACGCGGUCAUCAAGCCUGAACGAAAAAGCAUCAGCCAGCGGGCCCCCAAACCAUCCCAAUCUCAACCUCCAGCGCCGAUGACCAUAGCAGCCAUGAUGAAAGCCGAGCCGGGUCUUGCCAACCCCUUUAACCAACAUCGACACCUCCAUCAGUCCUCGAUACUCUCCACUACCUCUCCCCGUGUCAAAAAUGAGCGCCUCCCCACAACCACCGCCGCUGCUGCCAACACGACCAACACCAUAACCCCCAUCCCCGAGCCCACCCCUUUCGGUAUCCUCGCCACAACCCCCACAACCUCCUCCUCAACAUCCUCCACCCCAUACAUGGACAAUAACCACCAUCGCAUGCAAAUGCGCCUUUUGACACCCUGCAGCGAUUCCGAUAGCGUCGUCACCGGCAUGCAAGGUUUCCUUCCCCACAGUCCGCCGCCGACCGAACUCUUGCACCAUCACCACACCCAACACCACAGCCACCAACAUCACAUGGUCGGCGCCGGAUCCCCACCUCUCUCGGCAUCAGCCCCAUCCCCGUACGACUUUUCCCAGCAACAGCAGCAACAACAACAAUGCUGCGACAGCACCGGCACAGGCUCGCCCAGCCCAUGGCAUUCCCAGCACCAACCACACCACUCCCACUCCCACAGCCACCACCAGCACCACCACAGCACCAACCACCAACCACAGCCAACCAACUCCCUAUUCCCCCCCCAACCCGGAUUCAACCUCGGCCUCGGCCUCGCCCUCGGCGGCUACGGUCUCGACGGCGCCUUCAACGGGACCAACAACAACCCGUUCUGUGGCGCCGACCACCACCACCACAGCCACGGGCACAGACAUGGGCAUGAUGAGGACGGGCAUCAUGGGGUUGAUCCGCUUAGGCUGCAUCUUGGUGGUGGUGGUUGUGGUGGUGGGACGAGCAUGUUCCGGGAGAGGGAGAUGGAGUUGGAGAUGGGUGGCGGGGGUGGGGCGGCAGUUAAGGGGGAGUGGGAGGGGGAGGGGUUUGGGAUUUGA